AUCGCCUCACGUGACAUGGGACUUUGAAAACGUAUAAGUUAUCCCGGCAAGCCUUGCGCCAUCUUUCUUUUUUUCCCCAGCCUCCUGAGCAAGAUGUCUAAGCGAGGACGUGGUGGUUCGUCUGGUGCGAAAUUUCGCAUUUCACUUGGUCUCCCAGUGGGAGCUGUGAUCAACUGUGCGGAUAAUACAGGAGCCAAGAAUCUCUACAUAAUCUCGGUGAAAGGAAUUAAGGGGCGUCUGAAUAGACUGCCAGCUGCAGGUGUGGGGGACAUGGUAAUGGCUACUGUCAAGAAAGGCAAGCCAGAGUUAAGAAAAAAGGUGCAUCCAGCAGUUGUGAUUCGUCAACGGAAAUCCUACAGGAGAAAAGAUGGUGUAUUCUUGUAUUUUGAAGACAAUGCAGGAGUGAUAGUAAACAACAAAGGAGAAAUGAAAGGCUCUGCUAUCACAGGCCCUGUAGCCAAGGAGUGUGCAGAUCUAUGGCCCAGAAUUGCUUCCAAUGCUGGCAGUAUUGCAUAAAUAUGUUUGUUCUUUGUAAAAAUAAAAUAAAAGUGAUUGGCUCAAA
Messenger RNA from Thamnophis elegans (Western terrestrial garter snake), 562 nucleotides. RefSeq names its product ribosomal protein L23 (gene RPL23). NCBI's taxonomy places the organism in Eukaryota, Metazoa, Chordata, Lepidosauria, Squamata, Natricidae. Gene Ontology annotation, cellular component: cytosolic large ribosomal subunit; ribosome. The record is from RefSeq and is a predicted model, not a curated record. Gene Ontology annotation, molecular function: structural constituent of ribosome; large ribosomal subunit rRNA binding. Gene Ontology annotation, biological process: translation. The coding region runs from base 94 to 516 and encodes 140 amino acids. The transcript has 5 exons.